Messenger RNA from Aspergillus aculeatinus CBS 121060, 860 nucleotides. Its product is annotated as NEDD8 family protein RUB1. Bases 130 to 363 code for a protein of 77 amino acids. The record is from RefSeq and is a predicted model, not a curated record. Gene Ontology annotation, biological process: modification-dependent protein catabolic process; protein neddylation; regulation of proteolysis. Gene Ontology annotation, cellular component: cytoplasm; nucleus. Lineage: Eukaryota; Fungi; Ascomycota; Eurotiomycetes; Eurotiales; Aspergillaceae. The transcript has 4 exons. Gene Ontology annotation, molecular function: protein tag activity; ubiquitin protein ligase binding.
GUUAGUUACUGCUCACUACCCCAACUCAUCUCGCAUACCCGGACAUACAGCCUUCUUGCGCUGCGCGAUCGCAACUACCCUCAACUACUACCCGAUCCUUCACCAUAUAGACCGUCCCACCUUCUCAAAAUGUUGAUCAAAGUCCGUACCCUCACCGGCAAGGAGAUCGAACUCGAUAUCGAGCCCGACUACAAGGUCUCCCGCAUAAAAGAACGCGUCGAAGAGAAAGAGGGCAUCCCCCCGGUCCAGCAGCGACUGAUCUUCGGUGGCAAGCAGAUGGCCGACGACAAGACCGCCGCAGAAUACAACCUCGAAGGUGGCGCCACACUACACCUGGUCCUCGCGCUUCGUGGUGGUUUUUAAAAGCGACAGGGACUUGAGAGGAAAGGAGGGAAAGAGAGAUGCCGGUUGGUAGCUGUGUUGUGCAUGGGAAAUUAAUAAAUCGGUUCCCUCCCUCGACAGUUUUGUCGUUACCAUCAUACUCAUACUCAGACUCAUACCCAUAAUCAUGCCUAUCUACCCCGUUGCUACGCUUCAGGAACUGGUUUCCUGGAAUGGAAACAUCAUCAUGGCCGGUUUUUCUUUGCUCCAUCACAGGCAUAUAGAGUUGAGUCGCGCAUAUGUCGCUUUCGUCCUUGGACCCUAGCGCGAUGUUGAAAUGUGGUUUAGCAGCAAUACAAUAAUAAACCGCUCAUCAGCUUGUAUGCGGUGUGCGGGCGCGGAUUUCAAUGGGUUGGAGAAAGGGCGGCGUUUGGCCGUAUGGGAAUGGCGGCUGUGGUUGACGAGGUUUGCUGUUGUAUCCUGGCUGGGGAAGAAGAAGAAGUAUAUGUAUACGUGGGUCAGGCUUCAGUGUAGCAGAG